UCUUAUUUCCCUCCCCGGGCACUGCUCCGGCGGCUGUUCCUCUGCAUUUCUUAAGGGAGAAAACUCGGCAGAGAAGGGGUAGGAAGAAAGGGGGGUAAAGUUGAUUGACUUGCAGAGAGGUGAAGCUUUGCUGUGGCUCCCACUGCACUUCGCACUGGAGACCUUCAGUCCACGCGAAGCUGUAGGAUGGAGCCAGAGCCCCCGCCCGAGCUCACAGCAAUGCCCCUCGGGGAGAAUGGGAGUGUCCGCCUGGUGCCCGACACAGCCCUGCUGUCCCCGGGGAGAGGCACGGCCGUGUUCAUCAUCCGCUGCGUGAUCCCUUCACUUUACCUGCUCAUCAUCACUGUCGGCUUGCUGGGCAACAUCACCCUCAUGAAGAUCUUCAUUUCCAGCAGCGCCAUGAGAAGUGUGCCCAACAUCUUCAUCUCCAGCCUCGCUGCUGGUGAUCUGCUCCUGCUAGUGACCUGUGUGCCCGUGGAUGCCUCUCGGUAUUUCUCUGAAGAGUGGCUCUUUGGAGAAGUGGGCUGCAAGCUCAUCCCUGUCAUCCAACUGACCUCUGUUGGUGUCUCUGUCUUCACGCUCACUGCCCUCAGUGCUGACAGGUACAAAGCGAUUGUAAAUCCCAUGGACAUCCAGGCCUCCAGUGCAGUGCUGUGGACUUGUCUCAAAGCCACUGCCAUCUGGGUGAUCUCCAUGCUCCUGGCAGUUCCUGAAGCAGUGUUCUCCGAACUGGCUCACAUCAAUGACACAGAUAAUGCCACUUUCACAGCGUGCAUACCAUACCCCAUGACAGACGACAUGCACCCAAAGAUCCAUUCUGUGCUGCUUUUCCUCGUGUAUUUCCUUGUCCCUCUUGUAAUUAUCAGUAUCUACUACUAUCAUAUUGCAAAGAGUUUAAUAAAAAGUGCUCACAACAUCCCUGGGGAGCACAGUGAGCAUUCCAAAAGACAGAUGGAAACUCGGAAGCGUCUGGCAAAAAUUGUUUUGGUUUUCGUUGGCUUCUUUGCUAUCUGCUGGUUUCCUAACCACGUGCUAUACAUGUACAGAUCUUUUAAUUACAAUAAGAUUGAUCCAUCGAUGGGACAUAUGGUGGUUACCUUAGUGGCCCGAGUGCUAAGCUUCUGUAACUCUUGUGUCAACCCAUUCGCACUGUAUUUCCUCAGUGAGAGUUUUAGAAGACAUUUCAACAACCAGCUCCGCUGCAGGAAGAAAGCUCAGAAAGAGAGAUCUGCCAGCUACUUGUGCAACUCUUCUGCCAUUCAAAUGACUUCCCUGAAAAGCAAUACCAGGAACACAGUAACUACCAUGACACAACUGAAUGGGCACAACUUGAAACAAGAAAUGUCAUUAUGAUCUAAUGAGUGUGAUUUUUGACUGUGAAACAAAUCUGAACUUUUCCUUUGUAGCUUGUAAGUCACUUUUGGCUCUUGUUCCUAAACAGUCCUCAGAAGAGAGGCUCUGUUAAAUUCUGGCCAAUCUGAGGUUAUUUCACACUUUCUGACUCUUAGAAGUGAAGAGUAUGUUUUAUUGAAAAAAACAAAACUGACUGACAUAAUAUUGUAGUUUAAAGGAGAUGCUGAUAUAUGUUUACAUAAAGGAAAGCAGUGUAUUUGAUAAAACAUUGCUUUAAAAAGAAUAGAUUUUCUGAUAUGAAAAUAUGUAUUUUUAACUGAAUAUUGAUCCAGGCUUAUGUUUUGCUUCAAUAGAGUUUGCAUGACUUUAGCUCUCUGGUGUGUGUGCAAGCUUUGCUGAAUAAGACUGUUAGGCAUUUUGGAUUCCGUUAAACUUUUAUUUUUAAAUUAUUUUUUCUUUAAUCAGCUCACAUGUCAGCACAGGUAGUCAAACAGACACAAUGACUGAAGCUUAUUGCCGCUACUUAUACAAGGCUGUUCAUAUAAAAGUUUGAAGAGGGGCGUCAGAGCUGAAUCCCCCCUUAUACAGAGGCAUAGAAUCUGACAAACAGUCAUUCUCAAGCCAGGUGAGAGGUUAGCU
This is a messenger RNA of Haemorhous mexicanus (house finch), 1992 nucleotides long. RefSeq names its product neuromedin B receptor (gene NMBR). Bases 187 to 1353 code for a protein of 388 amino acids. Gene Ontology annotation, biological process: bombesin receptor signaling pathway. Gene Ontology annotation, cellular component: membrane. Gene Ontology annotation, molecular function: bombesin receptor activity. The transcript has 3 exons. The record is from RefSeq and is a predicted model, not a curated record. Lineage: Eukaryota; Metazoa; Chordata; Aves; Passeriformes; Fringillidae.